AUGAGAAAUGCUUAUGAGUAUAUUCAUAUUAAAUAUUUUUAGUUAAUCAUAAUGUUAAUAAGUUCUUAAAGUUUACAAUAAUUCAUAAUGGAUGUUAAAUUAAAACAAUUAUUUCCUUGAGUAUGAUAUCCCAAUUUUUAAUAAGAUCCCUAAUACAAAAAAAAUUCAAACUAAACCUAAAGAAAAUAUUUUUAAUCAUAAAACUAAUUAUAAAGACAAAAAUAUUGUAGAAAUAUAUGAUUCAAAUACAACUCCUUUAUAUUGUAUAGAUUGGCUAAAAUGUAAAUAUAUGAAUGAAGUAUAUAUUAUUAUUUGAUUUAGGAUUUUGAUCACUUAAAAAAGUAAUACGAAAAGUUAUUAUUAAUAAAGCCUGAAUAAUAUAUAGAUUAUCAAAUUGAAAAAGAUCUUAAAAGAACCUUACUGGCAGAAAAUAAAAUCAAAGAGAUUAAAAAUAUUUUAUUAGCUUAUUCUAUCUUUGAUCCAUCAAUAGGAUAUAUUUAAGGAAUGAAUUAUAUAGUUUCUGUUUUAUAUAGCCAUGCAAAAUAGGAGUGGAUAGGAUUUUGGUUAUUUGUUUUAUUGAUUGAAUAAUUGGAAAUAAGGGAUAUGUAUUAAAUGUCUCAAAAUUCUUUAAAUAAAUAUUCUUAAAUAUUAGAUUUCUACAUUUGUAGAUGUUAAUAUAAAUUGUAUAUAAACCUUAAGGAUAAAUAAGUACAAACUUAAUUAUACAUUUAAUAAUGGAUUUUAAGUUUAUUAUUGCAAUAGAUACCAUUUGAAUAUUCAUAGAUGUAUCUAAAUGGAUUAUUCAAUAAAGGUUUAUCCUAUUUUUAUACAGUUGCAGUCACAUUUAUAAAAAUGUUUGAAUAAACUAUCAUUGAAGAAGAAUAGAUAGAAAUAUUGAUGAUCCUUACAUAAAAACAAAAUGUAUUAAAUUAUAAAAUGUAGAAAUUGUUAAAUUGGCCAUUUAUUCUAUCUAUUGAUUGGGAUAUUGAGAAAUAGGAUAUUAGAGUCAUAAUUGAGAGUUUUGAUAGUGAAUAAAACAUAUUUUAGAUAUCAAGAUUGCAGACUCAUUAAUCAUAAUAAAUCACUCAUUUUAUUUAAUUUAUAAAAUAAUGA
Messenger RNA from Paramecium pentaurelia, 1113 nucleotides. The record is from the annotation of a GenBank genome assembly. Lineage: Eukaryota; Ciliophora; Oligohymenophorea; Peniculida; Parameciidae.